Acanthosepion pharaonis is the source of this 1704-nucleotide messenger RNA. The record is from the annotation of a GenBank genome assembly. NCBI's taxonomy places the organism in Eukaryota, Metazoa, Mollusca, Cephalopoda, Sepiida, Sepiidae.
AUGGUUAUGGUUCAGAUUGUCAUUUUAGUAAUUAAUAAUGUGAUUAUCUAUCUAUCUAUCUAUCUAUCUAUCUAUCUAUCUAUCUGCCUACCUACCUAUUUAUCUAUCUCAGUUUGUUCAUAUCUAUCUAUCUAUCUAUCUAUCUAUCUAUCUAUCUAUCUAUCUAUUUCAGUCUAUAUCUAUAUAUCUCAGUCUGUUCCUGUCUACCUAUCUAUGUCAGUCUGUUCAUAUCUAUCUCAGUUUGUUCAUAUCUAUCUAUCUAUCUAUCUAUCUAUCUAUCUAUCUAUCUAUCUCAGUCUGUUUAUAUCUAUCUCAGUCUGUUCAUAUCUAUCUAUCUAUCUAUCUAUCUAUCUAUCUAUUCAUAUCUAUAUAUCUCAGUCUGUUCCUAUCUAUCUAUCUAUCUAUCUAUCUAUCUCAGUCUGUUUAUAUCUAUCUCAGUCUGUUCAUAUCUAUCUAUCUAUCUAUCUAUCUAUCUAUCUAUCUAUCUAUCUAUCUAUCUAUCUAUGCACAAUUUUGGGUACUUUUCUAUCUAUCUAUCUAUCUAUCUAUCUAUCUAUCUAUCUAUCUAUAUCAGUCCGUUCUAUCUAUAUCAGUUUGUUCAUAUCUAUCUCAGUCUGUUCAUAUCUAUCUAUCUAUCUAUCUAUCUAUCUAUCUAUCUAUCUAUCUAUCUCAGUCUGUUCAUAUCUAUCUAUCUACCUAUCUAUCUCAGUCUGUUCAUAUCUAUCUAUCUCGCACAUUAGUAGACCCCAUAUCUAUCUAUCUAUCUAUCUAUCUAUCUAUCUAUCUAUCUAUCUAUCUAUCUAUCUCUGCCUGUUCAUAUCUAUCUAUCUCUGCCUGUUCAUAUCUAUCUAUCUAUCUAUCUAUCUAUCUAUCUAUCUAUCUAUCUAUCUAUCUAUCACAAUCAGUCAUCUAUCUAUCUAUCUAUCUAUCUAUCUAUCUAUCUAUCUAUCUAUCUAUCUCUGCCUGUUCAUCUAUCUAUCUAUCUCUGCCUGUUCAUCUAUCUAUCUAUCUAUCUAUCUAUCUAUCAUCCAUCCAUCCAUCUAUCAUCCAUCUAUCUAUCUAUCUAUCACAAUCAUCAUCAUCUAUCUAUCCAUCUAUCUAUCUAUCUAUCUAUCUAUCUAUCUAUCUAUCUCUGCCUGUUCAUAUCUAUCUAUCUCUGCUAUGUUCAUAUCCAUCUAUAUCUAUCUAUCUAUCUAUCUAUCUAUCUAUCUAUCUAUCUAUCUAUCUAUCACAAUCAGUCAUCUAUCUAUCUAUCUAUCUAUCUAUCUAUCUAUCUAUCUAUUCAUCUAUCUAUCUCAUCAUCUAUCUAUCUAUCUAUGUUCAUCUAUCUAUCUAUCUCUGCCUGUUCAUAUCUAUCUAUCUAUCUAUCUAUCUAUCUAUCUAUCUAUCUAUCAUCUAUCUAUCUAUCUAUCUAUCUAUCAAUGUCUCUUAUUUCUAUCUCAAUCUCAAUGUCUCUUAUCUCUCUCAAUCCCUCCCUCCCCUCUCAAUCACACUCUCUCUCUCUCCUCACUCUCUCUCUCUAUCUAUCUAUCUAUCUCAAUGUUUCAUAUUUCUCAGUCAGUUCAUCUCUAUCUAUCUCUCUCUCUCACUGUCUCCUCACGUUCACUGGAUACUACCUGCAUGGAACCAAGUGUUGGGAGACAUUUCAGUUUCUGCAUAUCUAUCUAUCUAUCUAUCUAUCUAUCUAUCUAUCUAUCUAUCUAA